AAUCUCAACCCGUCGUCGUCAAAGUCGCAAAUUCCUUGCUCGGGGCCACCAACCAAACCAGCCAGUCAGCUGGAAAAUUCCGCAAUUUCGGGUUUAAAUUCGCACCGAAACGCACGAAAAGCAAGUUGAACUUCUUUUUCGGUGAAAUCCCCCUGCGAUUGUGAUAUUGUUUCGUGAAAAGCGUGUCCCCGAUAUCGCGGAAAACCCCAAAUCAGCCGUCGUGGACAAAGGCGCAGUCUGUGGAAAAAAGGGGGUCGCAAGUGAAAAGAAUGUAAAUUUGGACCGGAUCGCUUGCAGUGCAGAAUUGUUGUUCCGGAAAUUGGUCCCACCACACGGACGCGGUCUUUUGAGGCGCGGAGAACAUAUUUUAGAUAACAAACUUGUUCAAGUAGCAGCGCGAAAUGUCCGUAACGUUUGAGCAGAUUAUUCUGGACGCGAAGCGGAUCGCGAAUAGGCUCAAGGACCGCGAGGCGCUGGGCGAUUCGCUGCUGCUCGAGUCCGAAUCGGUCAACAAGCAGAUCGAAUCGAUGCGCCAGUUCCAGGAUGAUAUUGACAUUCUGAACAAGCUGGCCCGCGAACGCUCCAACAACCAACUCAUCACCAUCAUUCACCAGGAGAACCCGCAGAUUCGGGAGAUCCAGCAGGAGAACCGGCUGUUGAAGGCCGCCCUCGAGGACCAUCAGCACGCGCUGGAACAUAUCAUGUCCAAGUACCGGGAGCACACGCAGAGCAAGAUCCUCAACACGAAGGUCAACUUUGUGGAGGCGUUCAGCAAGCAUCAGCAGUUUACGGAGCGCAAGGACGAGGUGAUCCGCCAGCAGACGCAAAAGAUCCAGGAAAUGGCCGCCGUCAUGCAGCGAGCCUCGCAAAUGGACGAGGAAAAGUUCCACCAGGAGCAGGAGUUCCUGAGCAAGCUCAUCACCGAAAACAAGGGGCUCCGCGAGCUGCUGGAAAUCUCCCACAAGUACGGUUCCAACGGGCAGAAAAUCCUAGUCGACGACAAGUCAACCCAAACCGACGGCGAACCGAGCGAUCCGCCACCGGCCGUAACAACUCCAAAAACCGAACCCGAAACGGCCACGACCACGUCCGCCGAAACGCCCACGCACCACUUCAGCUCGACCUCCAACACGGGCACGAUCAAGGUCAGCCCGGCCUCGUCGAAAGCUGCUGCCGCCGCGGCCGCUGCUGCGGCGUCGGCCUCCGCGACGGCCACCAGCUCCAGUAGUCCCCUCUCGUGACGUGAUUCCGACGACAACGGCCAGGUGUCCUCGGUCUUCUUCUGCUGCCAAUCGGCUUUGCUGUAACUUUGCGGGAAACCCGCGCACGGAUCAACUCGAACGAAAAGGGGGACCGAUAUCAUUCACAGUAAUUUAAUCGCGCGAAAGUUUUAAACGUUUCAAAAUCAUCCAAUUCAACGACUCACCCACACUAACCCACACACGUGCACGAUUACGCCUUGGUAGAGAAUAGGUUUUGUGUUAGAAAAUUGAGACAAAAAAAAGAUAAGAAGCAUUAUAAGUUGAAACUUUUUAGCGAGCACCUCCAUGAACCCACCCACCCACAUCACAUCCCACCCCACAAACACAUUAAACAAAAAUCAAAACCCACAUUUUUGACGUGCACUCUCGAGCAUUUUUGCAUUCUAGUUUUUUGUAUUUGUUAAUUCGCUAUAGUUUUGGCUCCUCACAAACGGUACAGAUGAUGGCAAAUUGUGCGUGCGAAAAAAAAGCAAUGAAAUUCAAGCUGAGAGCGUGUUCCAGUGUUUGUGCCGAUUACCUUUUUUUUCAUCUUCUUUUUAAUUAGAUUUUAUUGUAACCCACUACCUGUCGUCAAAUAAUCAAAUAAAGAAAUAACGUUUAGGAAAAUAUGCAUACU
Culex quinquefasciatus (southern house mosquito) is the source of this 1878-nucleotide messenger RNA. It is a transcript of the gene Fgop2, whose product is annotated as FGFR1 oncogene partner 2 homolog. Lineage: Eukaryota; Metazoa; Arthropoda; Insecta; Diptera; Culicidae. The record is from RefSeq and is a predicted model, not a curated record. The transcript has 2 exons. The coding region runs from base 402 to 1241 and encodes 279 amino acids.